AUGGUUAGUGAAAUAAUAACACCCGAGGGUGACUUAAAGAAUAUUAUUGACAAAACAGCUCAAUAUGCAGCAAAGUUGGGCGAAAGUUUCGAAACUAAAGUUAGAAAUAAAGAAGGUCACAAUCCUAAAUUUAAUUUUAUGAAGGAGGGCGAUAUUCAUUAUUCAUAUUACAGAAAUAAAAUCAACGAAAAUAAAGAUGCAUUAGCCAAAGCUGCUGCCCCAGCACCAACUACUGCAAAACCUGCACAAGCAACAUCAACAACUCCAGCAGUAGCACCACAACCAAAUACCGAUACAGCAUCAGCAGCAAUACCAAAUAUUGCACCAGUUCCAACUGUAUCACCACAUCAACCAAAUAUUGCACCAGUCCCAAUAUUAAUGCCACACCAACAACCACCACAACAACAAUCCCCGCCACCACCACCACCAAAAAAAGAACCAACACUACCAGAUCCAUUAUUAUAUAUUUUAGAUGUUCCAGAUUUUAUGACACCAUUAGAAUUGGAUACAAUUAGAUUAACAGCACAGUUUAUAGCAAAGAAUGGUGAGAGUUUUUAUAAUGAAUUAUUAAAUCGUGAAUCAAAGAAUAAUCAAUUUGAUUUUUUAAAACCAACUAAUCAUUUAUAUGAAUGGUUCAGAGCAUUGGUUGAGUCAUACAGUGAUGUUAUAUAUCCACCAGCCAAUAUCAAAGAGAAAUUACAAACACCAGAAUUUACAGAUAAACAAGUUAUUUUAGAGCGUUCAAUGAACCGUUUCGAAUAUAAUCAAAAGAUCGAAUUAGAGAAACAAAAAGCAGAGGAAAAAGAAGAUGAAGAGAAAUCAAUGAUUGCAUCGAUUGACUGGCACGAUUUUGUUAUUGUAGAUACUAUAGAGUUUAACGAAGAGGAUUUAGAAGAUUUACCACCACCAAAGACCUUUGAACAGUUAUUAAACGGUGAUAUAUUGGGCGUUGAAGAGGAUCAAAAUGAUAACCAAGAUGUUGAAAUGGAUGUAGAGAUGGACAUGGGCGAAGACGAUAUGGACCAAGACGAACAACCAGAGCAACCUGAACAAUCAUCAUCCAAUAAAGUAGACCAAUCCAAAUUAAAAAUUGUCAAAGAUUAUCAAAAAACAGUUUCCAAACCACAAAAUCAACCAAAACGUACCCAAAUCUGUCAUUUCUGUAAACAAGAGAUCCCAUUAGACGAAAUGCAAGAGCACAUGAGAAUCGAAUUAAUUCAAAAACAACAAAGAGAUAAGAGCGGCGGUUCUCAAGGUGGUGUUAUGAUGAAUACUCUUACCCAAGAUGAAGAUAUCGCUAGAAAUCUCCAAUCCUUUGCAAGUAAAAGAUCUGAUAUCUUUGGUGAAGUCGACGGCUCAAAAAGACCACAAGAACCACAAGAUCAACCACAAAAAAUUAUUUGGGAUGGUCACUCUGGCAGUAUUCCUAAAGUUCAAGCUGCUAUGAUGGCUGCAAGCCAACAAAAACAACAACAACAUCAACAACAGACCCCACAACCAAAACCACCACAACAUGCAACCAUCCCACACCAACCACAUCAUCAUUUACAACAACCACAAAUGCAAUUGCCACCACAAUCAUUGCUACCACAUUUACAACAACAGCCUAUUGUACCACCAGGUGUAGGUAUGCCACCAAAUAUGGUACCACCACCAUUUGGUAUACCAGGUAUGAUGCCACCUCCACCUUUUGGUAUUCCAGGUAUGAUGCCACCCCCACCUCCAUCUAAUAUGAUUCUCGAAGAACCAAACUCUAAAAAAGUUAAAAAAGAUGAAAACUUAAUACCCGAGCAAAUAUUCCUUCAAGCCAAUCCAGGCCCAGUCACAUUAAAUAUUGAAUCACCAGAGAAAACAUUCCAACUUACAGUCCAUCCAACCGAUUUAAUCUCUACCCUCAAAGAAAAAAUCAAAGAUAUUAAUGGUAUGGCAACCAACAAACAAAAAUUACAAGCAGCAGGUUUAUCAGUAUUAAAAGAUACUUGUACAAUAGCUUAUUAUAAUUUAAAAUCAAACUCCACUAUCAAUUUAAGCGUUAAAGAGAGAGGUGGUAAAAAGAAAUAA
Messenger RNA from Dictyostelium purpureum, 2061 nucleotides. RefSeq lists its product as uncharacterized. Bases 1 to 2061 code for a protein of 686 amino acids. Gene Ontology annotation, biological process: mRNA cis splicing, via spliceosome; regulation of alternative mRNA splicing, via spliceosome. NCBI's taxonomy places the organism in Eukaryota, Evosea, Eumycetozoa, Dictyosteliales, Dictyosteliaceae. Gene Ontology annotation, molecular function: RNA binding; protein binding. The record is from RefSeq and is a predicted model, not a curated record. The transcript is spliced from 2 exons. Gene Ontology annotation, cellular component: U2 snRNP; catalytic step 2 spliceosome; U2-type prespliceosome.